AUGCAGACCAUGUACAGCAGCAAGGGGUGGGACUCGUACGCCUGGGCUUUCCAGGCGGAGUAUGAGUAUGCUGAUAUUUUGAUCCACAACCCUGGUGUUGAGGAGGAUGCUGCUUGUGGGCCGUUGAUCGAUUCUGUUGCCAUCAGGGCCUUGUACCCUCCUAGGCCCACCAACAAGAGCGCUAUCGCCCAGGUCGCACGCACCGUCCCGGGGACCUCCUACACCUUGACCUUCCCCGUCGGCGACGCCAGCAACGCUUGCGCCGGGUCCAUGCUCGUCGAGGCCUUCGCCGGCAGGGACACUCUCAAGGUGCCCUACAGCUCCGGCGGGAAGGGCGGAUUCAAGCGGGCGGUGCUCCGGUUUGUGGCGGUUUCGACCCGGACCCGGAUCAUGUUCUACAGUAGUUCGUUUUACCAUUUGCGGAGCGACGACUUCUCGUCGCUGUGCGGUGCGGGCCUGUGA
Molecule: messenger RNA, 462 nt
Organism: Linum tenue
Lineage: Eukaryota; Viridiplantae; Streptophyta; Magnoliopsida; Malpighiales; Linaceae
Source: the annotation of a GenBank genome assembly